AUGCAGCACACCGACCUUUUCACUCGACAAAGGCGUGCCGCAGCCCUACGAAUUCAGGCUUGCUGGCGAUGUCACGUAGCUCGGCACCGGUAUCAACAGAUUCAGCACGCCGUGCGUUUGCUUCAACGGCAAUGUCGCCGAUGGAUGGCUCAGCAGCGGUGGAAACAGCGGCAAAAGGCAAGCCAGGAGGCACCUGCAGCCACUGUGGGUACUGUUACGCCUCUCAAGGCGGGCACCAGCGACAGCGAGACCGUGUCAUGGCCAGCGCCAGAGCAACCAGGUGCUGGGGGCUGGAGCUGGGAAGGUGCAAACACGAGCAGUAUCACAAAGGAGACGGUCGCCAAGACGCCUCGUUCAGGAACCGCUGCCCCAGCUCCUUCUCGCAUUGUAUUCAAGGCAACCGUUGCGCCAGCCACAAACGCCACCGCAACGGCUAGCCAACCCACGCCCGCGCUCAGUGGCUCGGCUGCAGUCACACCAGCCGCGGCUCCGAGCUCAACGCGAGCCCGCCCGGGAAUGCAAGAGCUGGAGCAGAAACGAGAGCGGCUAGCCGAGCUGCGAGCACGGCGCAUGGCUCUCCAAAAAAGAAUCCGUGAGCGCUCAGGCCAGACCACGGGUGUACAUGCCGACGCCCCGGACGGCUCAUCGGGCUCCAAUGGGUGCUUGCGGGGGAGUCAUUCGGGGAGCCAGGUUUCCGGGCGUGGCGGUGCCAGCAGCCGCUCGCAUCGUAAUGCCGAUGUGGUGGUUGCUCGCGCGCUGGCCCGUGAGACCAUGUUCAAUACCACUCGUAACGCAGGCUAUCAGUACACCAAGCUUAUCCGGGGCAACGAUGCUCAGCCGAGCUUUGCUGAUUUGGGUGAAGCCAUGGCAGGGCUAGAUGUGUCACCGUUGGCGACGGAGCGCUCGCGGCGGGUGCAGUUUGCUGAAACGCGGUCACAAAUGGUGCUGGAAUUUGCUGACCAGGACGCGCCUUCGCGCAUCGGAAGCAAGAAGCGUUUGCUGUAUCAUGGUGCCACAUCAUCGGCUGGACGAAGCGAACGUCGCAAGAGUCUAUUACGGACACCUGGCAACUUUGUGUUGGCCGACCUCACGCAGCAGACAGUUUUGAUCAACCCCCCUGGCAGCCGGCAGCGGCGAGGAUCAAAAGUUGUGGUGCCCGCGCACGAGCUCCUCUCGGCAUCGGGUCGCAAGGAUGCUCAGCGUUGUGCAUGACAGCCAUCUCCUGCCAGUACAGAUACCAUGACCAAGCAUGUUGUGUCAUGAGACGCCCUUGAGCGUCCAGUACAUGUGUAUGUGUUACGUGUGGGGCCUUGGGCUGGCCAUGGUGUCACG
Molecule: messenger RNA, 1332 nt
Organism: Monosiga brevicollis MX1
Lineage: Eukaryota; Choanoflagellata; Craspedida; Salpingoecidae
Exons: 2
Coding region: 1-1212 (403 amino acids)
Molecular function (GO): protein binding
Source: RefSeq, a predicted model, not a curated record